Chrysochloris asiatica (Cape golden mole) is the source of this 321-nucleotide messenger RNA. Its product is annotated as cytochrome c oxidase assembly protein 3 homolog, mitochondrial-like. The transcript has a single exon. The record is from RefSeq and is a predicted model, not a curated record. Gene Ontology annotation, cellular component: mitochondrial inner membrane. Gene Ontology annotation, biological process: mitochondrial respiratory chain complex IV assembly. Lineage: Eukaryota; Metazoa; Chordata; Mammalia; Afrosoricida; Chrysochloridae. The coding region runs from base 1 to 321 and encodes 106 amino acids.
AUGGCUGCGUCCGGUUCUGGAGACUCCCUAGAUACCAAGAGUGGAAAGGCCCCGAUGGCUCAGUGCAUCGACCCAGCUCGGGAGAAAUUGACUCCCGCGCAGCUGCAAUUCAUGCAGCAGGUGCAACUCGUUCAAAGGCAGAAGACGCUGCCACAGCGACGGACCCAGAACAUCGUGACUGGCCUGGGCAUCGGAGCCCUCGUACUUGGUAUUUAUGGUUACACCUUCUACUCAGUAUCCCAAAAGCGUUUCCUAGAUGAGCUAGAGGACGAGGCCAAAGCUGCCCGAGCCCGAGCCCUGGCUAGAGCGUCAGGCCCCUGA